Suillus subaureus is the source of this 479-nucleotide messenger RNA. RefSeq lists its product as uncharacterized. Gene Ontology annotation, biological process: iron-sulfur cluster assembly. The transcript is spliced from 2 exons. NCBI's taxonomy places the organism in Eukaryota, Fungi, Basidiomycota, Agaricomycetes, Boletales, Suillaceae. Bases 110 to 400 code for a protein of 96 amino acids. The record is from RefSeq and is a predicted model, not a curated record. Gene Ontology annotation, cellular component: mitochondrion; L-cysteine desulfurase complex.
GUACUUGCCGUCAAUGGCAGGCGUGUUGUGGCAGUGACUAGUACUGCUGAAUGUCUUGCAAAUCGCAUUUCUCAGGGACAUCCACUUCAUCGGUCUAGACUCUACGGCAAUGGCGACCCAAUUUUCUCGCAAGGCCAUACUAAGUCUCUACGCAUCCACUUUGCGGACAGCCAAAUCGUUCAGUUCAUACAACUUCCGCAAUUACUUUGUCUCGAGAACGCAGGACACAUUCCGUGGGAUGCAAGUGGAACAAGACUCUACCAAGCUUUCACAAGCAUAUGAUAAGGCUGUAAACGAGCUUGCGGUAUUGAGACGCAGCGCGGUCCUUAACCAGUUGUAUGGUGGUUUGCGGUUGGCAGUCGAAGAACAGAGCAAUGUCCGUACCAGAGGAGAUACGUGAACGAAGAUACCAUGCACUUCGAUGAUGAAAGCAAAGUAGAGAUCAUGUUCAAUCUUAUGUUUACCAUCUCAGCCUCAGA